Molecule: messenger RNA, 2480 nt
Organism: Daldinia caldariorum
Lineage: Eukaryota; Fungi; Ascomycota; Sordariomycetes; Xylariales; Hypoxylaceae
Product: SE-domain-containing protein
Exons: 2
Coding region: 443-1972 (509 amino acids)
Biological process (GO): ergosterol biosynthetic process
Cellular component (GO): membrane; endoplasmic reticulum
Molecular function (GO): flavin adenine dinucleotide binding; squalene monooxygenase activity
Source: RefSeq, a predicted model, not a curated record
AGAGGAACAGGAAAAAAAAACCAUAAGGGGUAUAAAAACGAAUAUCACUUAUACAUGGGACGAUUCGUCGAACCAUCAUGAUCUGAGAGAAUCAGCUCUUUUGGGGUUUUAUUGUAUUCAUUACCCAUUUCACAUUCUAUAAUUCGACCAUUUCUGCUUUUAGCUCCCGACGACCCCUAAUUCUUAGGUAUUUACUUACCUUUCUUUACUCGAUCCAAUUCAACCCGCGAUACCCACCUUACUAUUACCCAGAGGUACUUAAUACAAGACGAAGCUUCACCGACACGACAAGACACGACACGACACGACAAGAUAAGACAAAGAGACAAGACCAUACUUUAAACUAUUGUUUACGUUCCUCGAUCCUUAUAAGACAUACCUUUUAAUUACAUACCUAACCCAAGCAAUAAACAUCCCCCCCCUUCUUCCCCGCCGUUUCCCAAUGAGCGAAACUACUGUCGUCGUAGAAACGCUCCCCGAGCGACGAGCCAAACACCAUGAGGCCGAGGUCGUCGUAGUCGGUGCCGGCGUUUUCGGGUGCGCCAUCGCGUACGCCCUCGCCGAGCAGGGCCGGAGCGUGAUCCUCCUCGAGAGGUGGCUCAAGGAGCCCAACCGGAUCGUCGGCGAGCUGAUGCAGCCCGGCGGCAUCAACUCCCUCCGGAAGCUCGGGCUCGGCCACACGAUCGAGGACAUCGACGGCCAGCCCUGCCACGGCUUCAGCGUCUUCUUCUACGGCAAGAACGUCCAGAUGCCCUACCCCCGGAUACCAGGCCUGCUCGGACCGGACGGGAAAGAAAAGACACAUGCGAAUGGGAAUGGGAAUAAGAAUACGAAAGAGAAGGCUAAAGAUGACGACGACGAGCCCCCGAGACCCCAGGGCAAGAGCUUCCACCACGGCCGCUUCAUCACCCAACUCCGCAAGGCCUGCCUCAACCACCCCAACAUCAGCGUGUUCGAGACCGAAGCCGUGAGCACCGUCAAGGGCGACCACAACCCGGAGAUCCUGGGCGUGGAGACGCGCACGACGAACGCAGAGACGGGCGAGAAGGUGCCCGACUACUUCUUCGGGCAGCUGACGAUCGUGGCGGACGGCUACGCCUCGCGCUUCCGCAAGCAGUACAUCCGCGAGGUGCCCCAGGUCCGCAGCAAGUUCUACGCGCUCGAGCUCCUCGACUGCGAGCUGCCGAGCCCCGGCUUCGGUCACGUCGUCAUCGGCGCCCCCAGCCCCGUGCUCAUCUACCAGAUCGGCUCCCGCGAGACCCGCGUCCUGGUCGACGUCCCCGAGAAGCUGCCCCAGGCCUCGGUCGCCAACGGCGGCGUCCGCGGCUACAUGGCCAACGUGGUGCUCCCGGCCCUGCCGCCGUCCGUCCAGCCCUCGUUCCGCGCCGCGCUCGAGCGCGACGCCAAGAUCCCCCCCAGCAUGCCCAACAGCUGGCUCCCGCCCACCAAGCAGUCGGCCACACCCGGGCUCGCGAUCCUCGGCGAUGCGAUGAACAUGCGGCAUCCGCUGACGGGCGGCGGGAUGACGGUCGCGCUGAACGACGCCGUGCUCCUGCGGGACCUGCUGGCGCCGAUCGCGGACCUGGGCGACACGGCGGCGGUGUCGCGCGCGCUGGACGCCCUGCACUGGCGGCGCAAGCGGCUCACGUCCAUCAUCAACGUGCUGGCGAUGGCGCUGUACAGCCUGUUCGCGGCGGCCGGGGACGCGCAGCUGGCGAAGCUGCAGCGCGGGUGCUUCGCGUACUUCGAGCGCGGCGUCGUGCGCGACCCCAUGGGCAUGCUGGGCGGGCUGAUCCCGGACCCGCUCGUGCUCGCGUACCACUUCUUCUCCGUCGCCUUCCUCGCCAUCUGGCUCGACUGGAAGGCCACCGGGCUCUGGAAGGUCCCCGUCCUGCUGUGGAACGCGUUCUGGCUCCUCUGGACCGCGAGUAGGGUUUUCUUGCCGGUGAUGUAUCGCGAGGCGUUUGUUUAGGUGAUUAAUCGGUCAGUCAGUCAGUCGGUGGGUGGGGGUGGAUGGGAAUUAUGUUGUUAUUGUUGACGGUGUCGAAAGUUUGCCUGCCUGGCUUGUGAUAGAGAAAUACCUACAUAUAAUGCGGAAGAAGAGAGACUUUGGGGAGAGGGUCUCUUUGGUAUCUAUACACUGACUAAUAAUGCAAGAGCGGACCUGCUGAAAUCCAUCCCUGGAUUUCUUCGGGGAUUAUGAGGAAGAGAGAGAGAGAGAGGCUUGUUUGACUCACUCGCAUACAUACACACAUAUACACAUACAAGCAAGUAGAUCCUAGAGGAUACACGCGGACAUGUCUGCUCGGUGGUUGGGGACGAUAGCUGGGCUUGAUUUUUUUUGACGUUACUGGCCCGGUGAACACGAGGAAGAGACAUGAGAAGAAAAUGAUGAAGAAGGAGAUGAAGACGAAGACGAGGAUUAGAAUCUACGGCUCAACGGAUACAAAGCAAUAGUUAAUUUUAAUGAUUCAGAUGAG